Phytomonas sp. Hart1 is the source of this 438-nucleotide messenger RNA. Lineage: Eukaryota; Euglenozoa; Kinetoplastea; Trypanosomatida; Trypanosomatidae. The record is from the annotation of a GenBank genome assembly.
AUGAUAGACCCGACGGUAGUUUUCGUGCAUCUCCGAGGCGAAGACGACGACGCAUUGAUGGCCGGACUUCUGCAGGGCCGUCCGGCAGCGAAAAAGCAUCGCGCGGUCGGUGCGGUUGGUUGGGAUCAAAAUGCAUUUUGUCGUGUGCGUGGAGAGAAGGGCGGCGAUGACGUCGGAAAGCAUGCCUUUCGCGGAGAGCCGGCGUCUGCGCACCGGGUCGAAGAUCGAGAUAUUCAUACUCCGCGUCCCCGCCUGCACCAAAUGCACCACAAACACAUCAAACCGCGGGAGAAUCAGGGUGUUGAGGGUUUGGAUCGGGUCCUUGUCGAGGGCCCGACAGGCCAGAGUCCGCAAAAACACCCAAUGCGCGCGAAACCACCCUUCCGAGAGCGCCGCCGGCGCCACCGCGCCGUCGCUACUAACCGGGACCCCCGCUAA